UUUCCGCAGGAGAUUCGAUGGCGCCUUUCAGAGCUUGAGUCACCACUUCGGAUGCGAAGUAUGAUGGAACCAAAUCCAUGGUUCUCGAAGCAUCUGUCGGCAAGUGAGGAGCGUGACGGCCUGAUUCGGAAACUCUCUACUCUGGAAGACGGCAAAAGGUUGCUUCAAAAGCUGAGUACAGCAAUAAGUGAUGAACGGCUGUGUCUUCUCCUUCAACAGACUGAAGAGAGGAAUGCAGCAAUAGGGUACUCCCUUGUUGGUGAAGAUUUAAACAGACCGCCGUUAAUGAGAAGUCUCUCAACGGUGCAGUGUGGGGUUUUCUCCUCGUUAGCACUUGACCAGGCAGACAUUCUUCGACAGAGAAUACGCAAGGGAUCUUUGGUUGGUUACAAGGAUGUGAGGGGAGAUUUCGUUGCUGACGAGGAUUGGAAAAUGAUUAGACAGGCGAACUCCGACAAGUCUUGUGAUGAGUCCAACUCCAACUCAAGCGCUGAGCUUUCAAAGUCCUCCAACGAUACCGAUCAGUCAAAGUCGGAUGUAGAUGAAUUUCUCGUGAAUACUUCUGUUUCUGCAGAUGAUUCUGUACAGAAUUAUGGAAAGUUGAUGAAAAGGGACAUAAAAGAGAAAAUGGGUGGAGGUGAAGAGAAAAAUGGCGACGAAGAGGAAGAAGAGUCAACAGUACCUGCUCUUCUUUUCUUCGAGGAACCUGCUCCAUUAAAGGGUGAAGUAAUGCGAGCUCCAUGUCAACUCAUUUCCCUAAUCCGAACCGUACCAGGGUGGUUCGCUAUUACACCAACCUCAUUGCAUUUCUUACAGAACCACGCUGAGCCAGUUUCGUGCGAGAUUGAUGUCACUAGAGCUGAUCAAUUCCGUAAAAGCGAUGGUACAAAAGAUUUCUCAAUUGAACUCAACAUGAAUGACAUUCGAGAAGUUCAUCUCUGUCGCUACAAUUUGAGACGUUCAGCGAUUGAAAUAUUUCUAAUUGACCUUCAAAACUAUCUCUUCAACUUUCCUGCUAACCAUCGGAACAAGAUCUACACUUGCAUCAUGAGCCACCACAUGCCUCAGUUGAUCUACCGCAAGGGUCGUAGCCCAGCGGAGGUGUUCAAGUUCUCGAGACUUAUGGAGGUGAGUUUUGUGGAACCGUAUAUUCGUGGCAAGUUUGUUGUCUUUCUUAUUUCAACACUUCCUUUGAACGAAUUUUUGUACAUUGUGGCACUGUAA
This is a messenger RNA of Hydatigera taeniaeformis, 1224 nucleotides long. The record is from the annotation of a GenBank genome assembly. NCBI's taxonomy places the organism in Eukaryota, Metazoa, Platyhelminthes, Cestoda, Cyclophyllidea, Taeniidae.